CUCAAGGUCCGCGGUCCGACCCUGUCCAGCCCGCCGCGACGGGAUCCGGAGUCUGCCCCGCUGAGCCUCGACGCGCCGCCCGGCGCCUACCCGUCAGUUCGAUGGGUCGGCAGUCGCCGCUGCCCCCUGCCGCGGCCGCCCUGCUCUGGGGUUUCCUGCUCCCUCUGACAGCUGCUCAAGAAGCAAUCCUCCACGCUUCUGGAAAUGGCACGCCUUCACCGUCUAAGGACUACUGCAUGCUAUAUAACCCUCACUGGACAUCUCUUCCAAGUACCCUAGAAAAUGCAACUUCCACUAGUUUAAUGAAUCUGACUACCACACCACUCUGCAACAUUUCUGAUAUUCCUCCUGAGGGAAUAAAGAACAAAGCAGUUGUGGUACAGUGGGGAACCUGCCGUUUUCUUGAAAAAGCCAAAAUUGCACAAACAGGAGGUGCUGAAGCUUUGUUGGUUGCCAAUAACAGUGUCCUAUUUCCUCCCUCAGGGAACAAAUCUGAAUUUCUUGAUGUGAAAAUAUUGAUUGCUUUUAUAAACCACAAAGACUUUAAAGAUAUGAAGCAGACUCUCGGAGAUAACAUUAUUGUGAAAAUGUAUUCUCCAUCGUGGCCUAACUUUGACUAUACUAUGGUGGUUAUUUUUGUAAUUGCUGUAUUCACUGUGGCAUUAGGAGGAUACUGGAGCGGGCUAAUUGAAUUGGAAAACAUGAAGGCAAUGACAAACACUGAAGAUAGAGAAAUGAGGAAAAAGAAGGAAGAAUACUUUACUUUUAGCCCUCUAACAGUUAUAAUAUUUGUGGUCAUCUGCUGUAUUAUGAUGGUCUUACUUUAUUUCUUCUACAAAUGGUUGGUGUAUGUUAUGAUAGCAAUUUUCUGCAUAGCAUCAGCGAUGAGUCUGUACAACUGUCUUGCUGCACUAGUUCGUAAGAUACAAUGUGGACAAUGCACGAUUACCUGUCGUGGCAAGAGCAUUGAAGUGAGACUUAUUUUUCUCUCUGGACUGUGCAUAGCAGUAGCUGUUGUUUGGGCUGUAUUUCGAAAUGAAGAUAGGUGGGCUUGGAUUUUACAGGAUAUCUUGGGGAUUGCUUUCUGUCUGAAUUUAAUUAAAACACUGAAGUUACCCAACUUCAAGUCAUGUGUGAUACUUCUAGGCCUUCUCCUCCUCUAUGAUGUAUUUUUUGUUUUCAUAACACCAUUCAUCACAAAGAAUGGUGAGAGUAUCAUGGUUGAACUUGCAGCUGGACCUUUCGGAAAUAAUGAAAAGUUACCAGUAGUCAUCAGGGUACCAAAACUGGCCUAUUUCUCAGUAAUGAGUGUCUGUCUCAUGCCAGUUUCAAUAUUGGGUUUUGGAGACAUCAUUGUACCAGGCCUGUUGAUUGCAUACUGUAGAAGAUUUGAUGUUGAGAUUGGCUCUUCUAUAUACUAUGUUUCCUCCACAAUUGCCUAUGCCAUUGGCAUGAUUCUUACAUUUGUUGUUCUGGUGCUGAUGAAAAAGGGGCAACCAGCUCUCCUCUAUUUAGUACCUUGCACACUUAUUACUGCCUCACUUGUUGCCUGGAGACGUAAGGAAAUGAAAAAGUUCUGGAAAGGUAGCAGCUAUCAGAUGAUGGACCAUCUGGACUAUGCAACAAAUGAAGAAAACCCUGGGACUGCUGGUGAACAGAUCAUCCAACAAUAAUAUCAUGGACAUGCAAUAAUGUGUCGAUUGAUUUUCUACAAAUAGAGUUUGGCUUUUUAAAUUGACUUUUGAAUUUGACAAUCUGAAAGAAACUUCAAUGAUAUGCUUGCAAAUAUGUAUCUGUAAGAGCUGGUACUGACAAUUACAUGAUAAAUGAUUAAAAUACAAUUGCUUUUAACUAUGUUAAAGUUGUGCCUUCACA
This is a messenger RNA of Budorcas taxicolor (takin), 1875 nucleotides long. It is a transcript of the gene SPPL2A, whose product is annotated as signal peptide peptidase like 2A. The record is from RefSeq and is a predicted model, not a curated record. Bases 102 to 1673 code for a protein of 523 amino acids. Gene Ontology annotation, biological process: membrane protein proteolysis. Gene Ontology annotation, cellular component: lumenal side of endoplasmic reticulum membrane; Golgi-associated vesicle membrane; cytoplasmic side of endoplasmic reticulum membrane. Gene Ontology annotation, molecular function: aspartic endopeptidase activity, intramembrane cleaving. Lineage: Eukaryota; Metazoa; Chordata; Mammalia; Artiodactyla; Bovidae. The transcript has 15 exons.